ACGAGAUGGAUCUGUUCCACAGGGCGAGGCUGGUCCGGCUCCGCAGCCACCUCGACAAGUACUUGAUGGCGGACGAGGACGAGAAGCACGUGUUCCAGGACCGCCAAGGCGCCUGCUACAACGUCCGGUGGGCGGUGGAGCUCGUGGAGGGGCGCCACCCCUGGGUGCGCCUCAAGAGCCGGCACGACCUCUACCUCACCGCCUCCAACGAGCCCUUCCUCCUCGGCAUCGCCGGCCGCAAGGUCAUCCAGGCCGCGCCCACCCGCCUCGACUCUUCCGUCGAGUGGGAGCCCAUCCGCGAGGGCUUCCAGGUCAUGCUCAAGACCCGCGCCGGCCGCUUCCUCCGCGCCAACGGCGGCCUCCCACCGUGGCGCAACUCGGUCACCCACUACACCCCUCACCGCUCCAUCGCCCCGACCUGGAUCCUGUGGGACGUCCACAUCCUUGAUAUAACACUCCCCUCGCCCUCCACUUCUCCCACCGUAGCGUUGGAUCCGCCGCCGGAGCCUGACAGGGUUUCCCAGUCUUCACCCUCCGAUGUGUCCCUGGGACUGUCCAAAACAGAGUCAUCCUCUUCUUUUUCCGGCUCACUGCACAUGGUGGAGGGACGAACCAUCCACUACACUGUUGCAGAUGAUAAUGGCCACUUGGACGAGAGCGUCGAGGGGUCUUCUUUUAUUUUUAAUGACCUGAGUGUCAAGCAAUUAACGCAAAAAUUGGAGGAGGAAACAAAUCUCAGUGAUAUAAUUGUCUGCCACCGGAAUUCUGCAAAUGGGGAGCUUUUUCCUCUUCAUCUGGCGCUGCCACCUAACAAUGCAGCAAUGCAUGUUGUGGUCGUCCGGGCAUCAUCAACAGUGGCAAGGACUUUCACUGACCAAUUAAAUUAA
This is a messenger RNA of Elaeis guineensis (African oil palm), 887 nucleotides long. The record is from RefSeq and is a predicted model, not a curated record. Lineage: Eukaryota; Viridiplantae; Streptophyta; Magnoliopsida; Arecales; Arecaceae.